AUGAAGAUCAAAAGCUUUGGACUUCUUUGUAUGUUGCUUCUGGUCUCUCAGAUGCUACUAGCUAAUUGUGAAAGACAGAAGGAAAGAAAAAAAGAAAGACAAAAUAUAGAAAAGGGUGGAAAAAAACAAGCUGAACCUAAUGAACAGAGUGAAAAGGGGAGGAAGUCAAAUGGAGAAAAAGCAUUGCCUAAAGGCAAGUUUAAAACCAAAGAAAAUGCUGAGUGCACCUGGGCAGUGGCUGACAUCAACGCUGCUACUGUGCACAUAGAAUGCAAGAAUGGUGAAAGCAAGUUCUGGUGUGAAUUCACAGGAGACCCUUCCGCCUGUCCACAGUAUGCAGCAAACCAGAGAUCCUACUGGAAACAAGUCUCCCGAUCCCUAAAGAAGCAGAAGCAGAUCUGUCAAGACUCCAAAAGUGUGCUAAAAUCUAAAGUUUGUAGGAAAGGCCCACAAAGUGCUCACCUCGAAUUGACAAACUCAAGCCUGUUAACAUCAAUGGGUCCUGUGAAAGGGACUGCAACUCAUCACGCAAAGGAAGGCACACGGACUUCAGCCUCUGCUUCUGUGACUAAAAAGCAGCCAGAACAAAGUUCCCAAGACUGUGUUGAAGACAUAGAUUAUAUUGAUCAGAGAAAGGUGGCGGAGGAAUACUGUCCAGAAAGCUUACUCUCUUUCUGCAACUUUUUUAUCGCCAUGGUACAAGACAAAAAAUGCUGA
Struthio camelus australis is the source of this 717-nucleotide messenger RNA. RefSeq names its product fibroblast growth factor binding protein 1 (gene FGFBP1). Gene Ontology annotation, molecular function: growth factor binding. NCBI's taxonomy places the organism in Eukaryota, Metazoa, Chordata, Aves, Struthioniformes, Struthionidae. The record is from RefSeq and is a predicted model, not a curated record. Gene Ontology annotation, biological process: cell-cell signaling.